This is a messenger RNA of Plasmopara halstedii, 558 nucleotides long. RefSeq names its product Dynactin, subunit p25. The record is from RefSeq and is a predicted model, not a curated record. The transcript has 5 exons. Lineage: Eukaryota; Oomycota; Peronosporomycetes; Peronosporales; Peronosporaceae. Bases 1 to 558 code for a protein of 185 amino acids.
AUGAACCCAUACGUUGAGGCGGCAGAAACACUCUUCGAUCCAGAAACAUAUAUCCACACGUCAUCUGGCAACAAAAUAAGCCGCAAGUGCACCCUAUCCGGUGCACACAAUAUUCAUUUACGUGGCAAGACGAUUGUCGACUCGGGUACAAUUGUUCGCGCAGAUUUAGCCAAAGUGUCACUUGGAAAGCAGUGUAUUAUCAGAGAACGAUGCAUCGUGAAACCACCGAUGAGAGUCAUGUCCACAGGAAUUGCUUUCAUUCCAAUGAAAAUUGGCGACUACGUAUAUAUUGGGGAAGAUACGGUCGUGGAAGCUGCAAUGAUUGGGUCUUACGUGCAAAUUGGCAAGAACUGUGUCAUUGGUAAGCGUGUUAUUAUUCGAGAUUGCUGCCGAAUCGAAGACAAUAGUGUGGUGCCUCCUGAUGCAGUUAUCCCACCAUUUUCUAGGAUUGGUGGCAUUCCAGGAAAACUACUUGAGGAUAUGCCAGAGGCAACACAAGAUCUGUGUACUGGGAAGAUCAGUCGCUAUUUUGACAAUUUCAAACCACGAGACAUCUGA